Molecule: messenger RNA, 927 nt
Organism: Thalassophryne amazonica
Lineage: Eukaryota; Metazoa; Chordata; Actinopteri; Batrachoidiformes; Batrachoididae
Product: olfactory receptor 142-like
Exons: 1
Coding region: 1-927 (308 amino acids)
Biological process (GO): G protein-coupled receptor signaling pathway
Cellular component (GO): membrane
Molecular function (GO): olfactory receptor activity; G protein-coupled receptor activity
Source: RefSeq, a predicted model, not a curated record
AUGGACAAUGUGACCUCAAUACAUGUGUUUUUUCUUUCAGGUUUAAAUGAAACAAUGAAGCACAGACUUGUUCUUUUCUCUGUGACUUUAAUAUGUUACUGUGUGAUUUUGCUGUUUAAUGUUUCUCUUGUUGUGAUCAUUAUUUUAGAUAAGAAUCUCCAUGAACCCAUGUAUAUUCUACUGUGUGCUUACUGCUUGAAUACACUCUAUGGGACGACAGGUUUUUACCCCAAAUUUCUCUGGGAUCUGCUGUCUCCUGUCCAUUUGAUCUCUUAUUCCGGCUGUCUGAUUCAGGCUCUGGUCAUGUACUCAUUUGCUUGCAGUGAACUUUCUAUUCUUGCACUUAUGUCAUAUGACAGAUACCUGGCUAUAUGUCACCCCCUGCAGUAUCACUCCAUCAUGACAAAGAAAAGACUGUUUCAGUUAGUAGUUUUCUCAUGGCUCAUACCUUUUAUCAUUUUUUGCAUUAAUAUUUUCCUGACAUCCAGACUGAAAUUAUGCAGGUCAGUUAUUUCCAGGCUUCUCUGUGUUAACUGGACUAUUGUUCAACUUGCUUGUCCUUCAUCUGACACGAUGAUUAACAGCAUCAUUGCAUAUAUUACCAUAAUACUUUAUGCGUCUCAUGGUUUGUUCAUAGUUUGGUCAUACAUGUAUCUAAUCAGAAAAUGCAUCAAUUCUCUAGAAAACAGGAGAAAGUUCAUGCAAACCUGUGUGCCACAUUUAACCUCCUUACUCACUUUCCUUGUGACUAUAGGCUUUGAUCUUAUGUAUAUGCGGUUUGGUUCAAAAGAUUUACCACAAACCUUUCAGAAUUUUGUUGCAAUAGAAUUCCUUGUCAUACCUCCCUUUAUGAAUCCUCUGAUUUAUGGUUUCAAAUUGUCAAAUAUUCGGAACAAAAUUCAAGAUUUGACUAGAUAUAAAUAUUAA